CUAAUGGAAAUUCCAGAUUAUAGUCCGUUAUUCAUUGCCGUAGUUCUCUUCAAAUGGGCAGUCUUUAUUUGGGAUGAAUACCUAACUUGGCGACAAAGAAGAGUAGUGUUGAAUAAAACUACAGUUCCAGAACCUUUAUCACAUGUACUAGAUGAGGAAACGAUGAAUAAAACAAGGAGGUACUCUUUGGACAAAAUGACUUUUGGAUUUUGGCAGAGUUUGUAUAGUGAAGUGGAGACUAAUAUCAUUCUGCUUCUGUUUGCACUUCCUUGGGCGUGGGACCGAAGUGGUGAUAUUCUCAAUAAAGUACCUCUAGACUGGAUAAAAGACAGCGAAAUUUUCCAAUCUCUGAUCUUCGUAUUCUUCUUUUCCGUCUUCGGAUUAAUAACAGGUCUACCCUGGUCAAUUUAUUCAACAUUUGUGCUGGAAGCACGUCACAAUUUCAACAAACAAACGCCUGGUUUCUUCGUCAAAGAUACUAUCAAGAAGUUCAUUGUGAUGCAAUUAAUCGCGAUGCCGCUUUUGGCUCUUCUGAUUUGGAUCAUAAAAAUUGGAGGACCAUACUUCUUCGUUUACGCGUGGCUGUUCACACUUGCUGUAUCGAUUGUCUUGAUCACAGUUUAUCCGUCUUACAUUGCGCCCUUAUUUGACAAGUUCACACCAAUGGAGGAGGGUCCACUCAAAACAGCCAUUGAGAAGCUGGCGUCUUCAGUGCAAUUUCCGUUGGCGGAGUUGUUUGUCGUUGAAGGUUCCAAGAGGUCGUCUCACAGUAACGCGUACUUCGUGGGACUAAUUAAGAAGCGAAUAGUUCUGUUCGACACACUCAUGGUGGGCCUGCAUCCUGACAACAAAGUCGACGAAGAGAAGAAAGAUAAGGCAGGGGAAAAUCAGGACGAGAACAAGGAAGCAGAGCAGCCGACUACAUCGGGCGAAAAGAAGACGACAAAUGAAAAGAAGCGAAAGGGCUGCACUGAUGAGGAAGUCUUAGCUGUGUUGGGUCAUGAACUGGGCCACUGGAAAAUGUGGCACAUACCCAAGAACUUCCUUAUAUCCGCCAUCAACACAUUCCUAUGUUUCGCCGUAUUCGCAUAUCUCUACCAGAAGCCAGAGAUUUAUCAGGCAUUUGGCUUUCACAAUUCCAUGCCCAUUUUGAUCGGCCUCUUCAUCAUCUUCCAGUUCAUUUUUGGACCCUACGAAAUGAUUCUCUCCUUCGCCAUGACUCUCUUGUCCAGAAGAUUUGAGUUCCAAGCUGACGAAUACGCUGUGAAACUGGAACUGGAAGGAAAAUUAGAUGACGGAAGCACGAAACUCAAAUCAGCACUCAUUCAGCUCCAAGUUGACAACCUAGGAUUCCCUUACAGCGACUGGUUAUAUUCUACGUUUUAUUAUAGUCACCCACCGAUACUGGAUCGUCUGAAGGGAAUUGAUGCGGCGAAAGAAGCUCUGAGUAAGAAGACGGAUUGACUAACCGUCCAAAACCUACAGGAUGUUGAUGCAUGAGCUAGAGCAAAAUAUUCUCAUUAAAAGGCAUUACAUGGCGCGCAAGAGGCAUUUUCAAUACCUGAAAUAAAUUAUAUCAAAGCUCUAAAAACUGAACGACUAGCCCAAUAGAUUUUUUUUCGAAGUUACAAUAGUUACCAGAAUAGCCAAAACGAUUGAUCGAAUUAGAAUUAUUGUAUUUAGAAAAAUUCGAGGUUGCCGAACCCAGUAAAACUUUUUUUGCUGAUUUGGUUUCUCAAUCCAUUCUGAGUUUUAGCGAAUCUGUAAAGGCUGUUUAAAUCGUGUUGGCCUUGCUAGUAUUGUCUGGAUUUACUGGAUGAAUUUAAGAGUGAAUUUAAGGGAUGAUUUUUAA
Messenger RNA from Symsagittifera roscoffensis, 1852 nucleotides. Its product is annotated as CAAX prenyl protease 1 homolog. Gene Ontology annotation, biological process: CAAX-box protein processing. Gene Ontology annotation, molecular function: metalloendopeptidase activity. NCBI's taxonomy places the organism in Eukaryota, Metazoa, Xenacoelomorpha, Acoela, Convolutidae. The transcript is spliced from 5 exons. Gene Ontology annotation, cellular component: endoplasmic reticulum membrane. The record is from RefSeq and is a predicted model, not a curated record. Bases 4 to 1464 code for a protein of 486 amino acids.